Fundulus heteroclitus (mummichog) is the source of this 2554-nucleotide messenger RNA. RefSeq names its product lethal(3)malignant brain tumor-like protein 4. Gene Ontology annotation, biological process: regulation of DNA-templated transcription. Gene Ontology annotation, cellular component: nucleus. NCBI's taxonomy places the organism in Eukaryota, Metazoa, Chordata, Actinopteri, Cyprinodontiformes, Fundulidae. The transcript is spliced from 18 exons. Gene Ontology annotation, molecular function: protein binding; zinc ion binding. Bases 163 to 2043 code for a protein of 626 amino acids. The record is from RefSeq and is a predicted model, not a curated record.
CCGGAGCUACAUCAGUCGCUGGAGCCGGGGUUUGGUCCUCAGGGGUCCGCCUACAUGUUCUCACGUUCUGCAGAUGCCUGCUAAGGAACCAUGUAGAGCAGAAGAAGAGAAGACCCGCGUCUAUCGGGACAGAACCAAACCAAAGAGGACCAGGAGGAGGACAUGAAGAACAAAGUCAGCAGCACUCAAGUGAGUGUGAAGAGGCGGUCCUGGUCCUGGCAGCAGUACCUGAACGAGCAGAAAGCUGAGGCAGCUCCGCCCUCCCUCUUCACACAGGACCAGUCGUUCCCCAGCAAGAGAUCAGGCUUCAAAGUGGGGAUGAAGCUGGAAGGGAUCGACCCGCUGCACCCGUCCAUGUUCUGUGUCCUGACCGUGGCGGAGGUGAUUGGCUGCAGGCUGCGUCUCCACAUCGACGGUUUUUCAGAGUGCUAUGACUUCUGGGUAAACGCUGAUUCUGCAAGCAUCAAACCUGCCGGUUGGUGUAAAGAGCACAACCACAAGCUCCACCCCCCCAAAGGUCAGAGCGAGACAGAGUUCGACUGGCAGGACUACCUCCAGUCCUCAGGCUCCCACGCUGCUCCGCCCUCCCUCUUCACCUGUCGCUCCACGGACUGUGAGUUCCAGGUGGGGAUGAAGCUGGAGGCGGUGGACAAGAAGAACCCCGGCCUGGUCUGCGUGGCCUCCGUCGCUGACGUCGUUGAUGACCGCUUCCUGGUUCACUUUGACAACUGGGACGACACGUACGACUACUGGUGUGACAGCAGCAGUCCCUACAUCCAUCCUGUGGGCUGGUGUGAAGAACAAGGCCGACCUCUGACCGCGCCGCAGGGUCACCCCAGCCCAGAGAGCUUCGUGUGGGACGACUACCUGCAGGAGACGGCCUCCUCUGCUGCUCCCACUGCAGCUUUCACUCUGAGAGCUCCGCACGGUUUCCAGGUGAACCACAGGCUGGAGGCGGUGGACAGGAGGAACCCCAUGCUGAUCCGCGUCGCAACAGUAACAGACACCGAAGACUACAGGGUGAAGAUCCAUUACGACGGCUGGUCCACGCAGUUCGACGUCUGGCUGGACAGCGACCACCGCGACCUGCAUCCUGUCGGCUGGUGUCAGCGCACGGGACACCCGCUGGAGCCGCCCCCAGGUGCGGCUCCUCUGUCGUCUCCUUCUCAGGGAGUGUGUCCCACCGCCGGCUGCAGAGGAGUGGGACAUAUCAAAGGAGCCAAAUACACCGGACACCACAGUGCCUUCGGCUGUCCGUACUCGGACAUCAACAUGCGGAAGGAGGUGGUGCUUCCUGACAGGCUGGGAGGGGAGCGGUCCGUUACCCUGGUGCCGGUGUCCAUGUACCAGCAGAAUCAGCAGAACCAGCAGAACCACAGGGGGGGAGUCCAGGAGAAACCCACAGAGUCCACAGAGGCGCCGCCGCUGCUUCCUCUGGCCAAGAGGAGGAGACUGAGCGACAGAUUGUCUCAGCCAACCAAAUUCCUACAUGUGAAACAGGAAGAGGAGGAGCUUCCUCUCAGAACCAUCAGUCCAGCAGAGUCCAGCCUGCAGGCCGCCCUCCACCAGUCCGUCUUCCUGUCCGCCAUGUCGCCUCAGCCCGGACGUGACCUGUCGCUCUGCUGGGAGCAGCACCGUAAGCUGCUGCCGGGCGUGGCCCGCGUCCACGCGGACGCCGUGCGGCGCUGGAGCGUGCAGCAGGUGUGCGACUUCAUCGAGUCUCUCCCCGGAUGUGAGGAGCAGGCCCAGCAGUUCAGAGAGGAGCAAAUAGAUGGACGGGCCUUUCUGCUGCUCACCCAGCGGGACAUUGUCAGGAUCAUGUCAAUCAAGCUUGGCCCCGCCCUCAAGAUCUACAACUCCAUCCUGAUGUUCAAACACGCUGACGACAAGAGCCAAUCGCAGGGCAAGGACGAGAGCCAAUCACAGGAACAGGAAAUAAGCCAAUCACAGACUGAGGAAAGGAGCCAAUCACUGACAGAGGUCAAGACCCAAACACAAGCCACGAGCAGGAGCCAAUCAGACAUUCAGGAUUCUAGCACCUGACACCUGACACCUGUCACCUGAUCAUGACUCCUCCCUUUAUUAUCCAGCCCCCCCCCCCCCCCCCAGCCACGUAUUUACUAAUCAAGGCUCUGAGCUCAGGUGUCUUCAGGUGCUGCUGCCACUUUAUGCCCUGACCUGUAUUUUAGGCUCCACCUCUGUGUGAAGGGGUGGGGCUUAGGCUGAUGGAUACGUUAGGAAGGGGAUUCUGGGAUACGGUGGCUGUGAUGAGAUCUAGGCUCAGUCUGAACACCCUGAUAGAACGAGGACUGCUCAGCCAGAGAGGAAGAGCGUGAGCGUGUCCAUGAUCAGAGUCUGAAUACUGCAGGCAGUGAGGAAGGAGGCAGGAAAGGAGCCUAGAUGCUUCCUGUCAUAGCUCCUCUAGCCUAGGAACCUUACUACGUCCCUUACCAGCACUGAGAACCCUUCAGGUAUCCCACAAUCCUUUGCGUGACAUGACGUAUUGUCAGGUUCAAACACCUAAAACAUUCAUUAAACAAAACAAGGAAGAGAG